AUGUCCACCGUGUCCACCGCAGCUGGUGAGACGGGCGCCACCCGAAAGAUCAUUUCUGGAUCAGUCCAAGAGCGCCAAGAGCGGCCGACCGAUCGCUUCAUUACAGCUCGAGUGGUCCAUGACCUUAACUCCACAGAGUUCGGUUUGCUGCUCACCUUGGAACUGGCCAACGCGCCGAGUUCGCCUGCGGAGCAGUCCGCGGAGCAGAGCAAGUUCACUUUGGUGUCACCGGAUCAGCUCGCAGAGCUUCUGGAGACGUCCAUCGAAAUCACCCUCAGAUUGGAGGAAGAUGAGCAAAUCUUAUGUUUUCGUUUUGAUGAGGCGAAAGAAAGCACAGCACUGGGUUAA
This is a messenger RNA of Durusdinium trenchii, 348 nucleotides long. NCBI's taxonomy places the organism in Eukaryota, Dinophyceae, Suessiales, Symbiodiniaceae. The record is from the annotation of a GenBank genome assembly.